Messenger RNA from Diorhabda sublineata, 657 nucleotides. Its product is annotated as oligosaccharyltransferase complex subunit ostc. The transcript is spliced from 3 exons. Bases 107 to 556 code for a protein of 149 amino acids. The record is from RefSeq and is a predicted model, not a curated record. NCBI's taxonomy places the organism in Eukaryota, Metazoa, Arthropoda, Insecta, Coleoptera, Chrysomelidae. Gene Ontology annotation, cellular component: oligosaccharyltransferase complex.
AGUAAGAGAGUAACUAUCCUUUCGGUGGUAGAUUAAAAAAAGAAGAAAUUUUUUUAUUAAUAUUAUUUGCCAACUAGUUACGAUAAGUAUUCUAUUAUUAUAAAACAUGGAGCAAUUUUUUACUCUACCUUUUAUAAUAUUAGAAGUACCUCAUAUGAAAAUUAAAAAACCGUCAUGGGUAAAACAACCGUCUGCUAUGACUAUGUUUGCUAUAGUAUUGGCAUCGUAUUUUCUCGUAACGGGAGGAAUAAUUUAUGAUGUUAUAGUAGAACCACCGAGCGUAGGUUCAACGACCGACGAACAUGGUCAUUCAAGACCAGUAGCAUUUAUGCCGUACAGGGUUAACGGACAAUACAUAAUGGAAGGACUAGCUUCUAGUUUUUUAUUUUCGAUGGGUGGUCUUGGAUUUAUCAUUCUAGAUCACAUACAUAAUACCACUACUCCUAAAUUGAAUAGGUUACUGAUAACGGCGGUAGGAUUUAUCUGUGUAUUGGUAUCAUUUUGUACCACUUAUGUAUUUAUGAGGAUGAAACUACCCGGUUACUUGCAAUCUUAAAAACGUUUUGAAACAAAACUGAUUGUUGUAUAUAUAAAAUUAAGUGUAAUUUAAGCAUAAUUUUGUAUUUUACCCGAAUCAUAAUAAACAUUUUUGGUUAA